AUCGGUCAAUCUGGUCUUUCCCUACACUUCCAUCCCACCUCGUUGGACUUUCUCUCAGACAACCCUCUCAACCCGUUUCCUCAUACUCAGACUCAUCAACUAUGGCUGACCUCUGGGGAAAUAAUGGCCAAAUAGGCCAGCAAUUCCCCCUGGAACAAUGGUUCUACGAAAUGCCCCCCGUCACACGAUGGUGGACAGUAGCCACCGUGGCGACCUCGGUACUCGUGCAUUGUCACAUCGUGACCGAAUUCCAACUCUUCUACAGCUUCCGUGCCGUCUAUGCCAAAUCCCAAUACUGGCGCCUCCUAACCACAUUCCUCUACUUUGGCAAACUAAACCUCGACCUCAUCUUCCACGUGUUCUUUCUACAACGAUACUCGCGACUCCUAGAAGAAUCCUCCGGCCGGUCCCCCGCGCAUUUCGCCUGGCUCAUUUUCUACGCAACGAGCUCGCUCCUUAUCAUUUCGCCCUUUCUAUCGCUGCCCUUCCUAGGAACCGCGUUGAGCUCGAGUCUUGUGUACAUCUGGGCGCGACGGAAUCCGGAUACCCGGUUGAGUUUCCUGGGAUUGUUGGUAUUUCCGGCGCCGUAUCUGCCGUGGGUGCUCAUGGCGUUUAGUUUGAUUGUGUAUCAGACGGUGCCCAAGGACGAAAUGCUGGGUGUGGCGGUUGGGCAUGUCUGGUAUUUCUUCAACGAUGUCUACCCGACUCUGCAUGGUGGCCAUCGGCCGUUGGAUCCGCCCUUGUGGUGGCGUCGACUGUUCGAGAGUGGUCCGGCGCGGGAGCGUCCGACGGAUGCUAUUGAUGUGAAUCCGGACUUUGCGGCGGCUGCUGCGCCGGAGAUUCGAUGAGGGCGUGCGCCGUGAGACUUAUUGGUUGGUCUUUGAUAUGUCGAGGAAGGCUGGCCGUGGUCCGCUCAACAUCUGCAGUUGUCAGCCAUCAUUGUGGAUAUUGACCUUGGACUUGAGCCGGGCAGAUUGAGUCUCGGGAUGUUGGCGCAAUCCAAGGCAAGAUAUGGACUGAACAUCCCACAUCUGUCGCUUAGAUGGCGAGGUUUACACAAGAUGUGCAAGGGCUGGUCCCUAUACACGUUUCAAACCGCCCGUUUGAUGGCAAGGCACGGCGAAGAAUGGAAGAGGGUGGCAGGGGGAAUUGUUGGGAAAAUAUGCAUGUUUAUUUCAAGUCGAUCAUAGCGAAGAUACCCUAUUAGCUCUAAAUAUUCACUCGUUAUCUCUCCAAACCGAAGCACUCGAUAGAAGAGCCUGCCAAGA
Molecule: messenger RNA, 1268 nt
Organism: Penicillium brasilianum
Lineage: Eukaryota; Fungi; Ascomycota; Eurotiomycetes; Eurotiales; Aspergillaceae
Source: the annotation of a GenBank genome assembly